Messenger RNA from Miscanthus lutarioriparius, 870 nucleotides. NCBI's taxonomy places the organism in Eukaryota, Viridiplantae, Streptophyta, Magnoliopsida, Poales, Poaceae. The record is from the annotation of a GenBank genome assembly.
AUGAAGCACCAACAGUAUAAUAGCAGAUGUCUUGCUCAAUCUUCAGCUUCUGAUCACCGGUCGGCGAUGAAGGAGAUCGCCAGGGGCCAGUCUCUGGUGACGCAGCUGCGAGCAAUCGUGCUACCAGCGCUGCAGGCCGACGAACGCUCUGAGCUUGUCGCCCACAUGUUCCAGAACAUACUGGAUUGCUCCAGCAAGGCCAUGGCCGAGCUGCAGAUGCAUCAGGCUCGAAGUACUCGACGACCUGAUGAUGAUGAUGUGCUGGUGGAUGACAUGAAGAGAAUGAAGAAGAUUUCCUCUGUCGACUGCAAGAACGAGGAGGGUGUUACUACUGCUAAAUCCCGUCAUCAGCACAAGAGAAGGAGAUUUGAUGACUCUGUGUCACUUGAAACACCUGUGCCGCUCUACGAUGGCCGGCAAUGGAAGAAAUAUGGGCAGAAGCACAUCAACAACACCAAACACUCAAGGAGCUACUACAGAUGCACCUACAGACAGGAACAAGGCUGCCAAGCAACGAAGACGGUGCAGCAACAAGAUGACAGCAGUGGUGCUGAUCAUACCCUGAUGUACACGGUCGUCUACUAUGGCCAGCAUACUUGUAAGGAUAAUGAUGGUGCUAAUGCAAGCCCUGAUGACUCUGAAACACACACCACCAGAAGCAACAGCGACAGCCAAUCCAGCAUAUCGAGCACCUGUACAGAUCCUUGUGACAAUCAGAAUCAGACAUCCCUACAUGACAAUAAACCGAUCGACGACAAAUCUGAAAAGUUGGUCACAAAGGACAUGUAUGAACCAUUCGACAUGACUGCGUUUGCACCGUUCGAUUUGGAUGGUUGGGAGUUGGAUGCACUCCUGAGAUUUGGAGCUUGA